AUGUCGCUCUCGUCGGCGCGCCAGCGUCGUGCCACGGCGGCGUCGCCACCGACAGACGACGGGUACGCCAAGGACUCCAAGGACAGGAGGCGGCGGCCCGGCGGCGACGGGGACGGCGAGGACGAGGGUAUCAAGUGGUUCCUCCCGUUCCUGGCGCUCGGGCUCCUCCGCCACAUGAGCGCGUCCUCCAACCUGAUCCAUGACUGCGACGAGGUCUUCAACUACUGGGAGCCCCUCCACUUCCUCCUGUACGGCUCCGGCUUCCAGACCUGGGAGUACAGUUCCGACUUUGCUCUUCGGUCAUAUUUGUACCUUUUCUUUCAUGCUCUUGUAGCUGGGCCUGCUUCACUAAUCUUUGGUGAGCAUAAGGUUCGUGUGUUCUACUCAGUGAGAAUCUUUCUUGGUCUCAUUUCAACUAUUACCGAAACUGUUCUGGUGGUUGCUCUUUCAAGAAGAUAUGGGAAGCGACUUGCUUGUUAUGUUCUUGCAAUGCUAUGCUUAUCCAGCGGUUGCUUCUUUGCCAGUACCAGUUUCUUGCCAAGUUCAUUCUCCAUGUAUGCAGUAACACUUUCGUCUGCACUCUUCCUUCUUGAGAAAUAUGCUGGUGCAGUCUCAGUUGCAGCUGCUGGAGUGAUCCUUGGUUGGCCUUUCUCAAUUUUGGUUUUCCUCCCUGUUACUGUUUAUUCUCUAAUCAGAGGAUCUUUUAGAAGGGUUUUUCUAUCUGGAUUUUUUACUUCACUGUGCUUUCUUGUUCUUUCGUUUGUUGCUGAUUACUACUGCUAUGGUCGAUUGACAUUCUCGGUGUUCAAUCUUCUGAAAUAUAACGUUCUUGGUGGUGGCGAAAGUCACUUGUAUGGAACCGAGGGGCUUUCAUUUUACUUCAGGAAUGGAUUCAAUAAUUUCAAUUUUGCCUUCAUCCUGGUUCUUCUUUUCUUGGGGGUUGUACCAUUUGCUAGAAAGAAAUAUGCUCCUGAUCUGCUGAUAGUUGUCUCUCCUGUCUAUAUCUGGUUGGCUUUCAUGUCUUUGCAGGCACACAAAGAAGAAAGGUUUCUCUAUCCAAUUUAUACAUUGAUAUGUGUUGCUGCUGCAGCUGUUAUUGAUAGCUUACCUGAUUUUUUCCAUGACAAAUAUUCAUCUGACCAGUCUAUUUUUGAAAAGAUAGCGAAGGGUCUGCGUCCUUUGAUCCUUGGUUUUAUUUUGUGUGCUUCCCACAGCCGAACAUUUUCCAUGUUAAAUGGAUAUGGUGCUCCCCUGCAGAUCUAUCAGCAUCUAGAACAUCAUGACGACACUGGGCCCGGGUCUAUUCUCUGUGUUGGAAGUGAGUGGCAUCGCUAUCCAUCAUCAUUCUUCAUACCCUCCUAUAUCAGUGAAGUCCGGUGGAUAGAUGAUGGCUUCCGUGGGUUACUUCCAUUUCCCUUCAACGAGACCCUGGGUGGAACCACUGCAGCUCCAUCAUACUUCAAUAACAAGAACAAGGCGGCUGAAGGGCAAUAUCUUAAAGACAUCGGAGCAUGUACCUUACUGGUGGAACUUGACCUAAGACGGCCUUAUCCCUCACGUGGGAGUGACUUGUCAACGUGGGAGGCAUUGGCCGCACUACAGUUCCUGGACAGAGAGCUUUCCCCUGCAUUAUACCGGUCCUUCUUUAUACCAUACCGAUGGCAACAAAACAACGUGUUCGGCCUGUACAAGCUACUGAGGAGGUUGCAUCCUGACCAUGCGUGA
Messenger RNA from Miscanthus lutarioriparius, 1725 nucleotides. The record is from the annotation of a GenBank genome assembly. Lineage: Eukaryota; Viridiplantae; Streptophyta; Magnoliopsida; Poales; Poaceae.